CCCAGGUUGCCUGCCGGGAUCAAUCGAUCCGCCCAACCCUAGGCUUCUGAGUCAUUUCCUCUUUGGGACUGCAUUUCCCAGCGGCCACUACGCCGAGUUAGCGGCCACUUCUGGCAUGCGGGGGUCGUUGUCCUGGUAGGGUGAGGCCCUAAGGUGGAGGAAGAAACCAGUGGCUGCCUGUGCUCAUCAGGACCCCAGCCGGAGGGACUGCCAGUGUGGGUGGGCAGAGAGAGGACCUCAGGACCGGGCGCUGACAGGCACGCGAAGGAGCCUCGGCGGCCCGUGUGCGAGCGUGCAGCGAGGAGGGGGAUUGUGCGAGCGCGAGUGGCGGACGAGGAAUGUGGGAGUCUGUGCUUGGGGGCGCGCCUUGUGCUGCGGUGAGGGGAGAGGGGGCGUGUGGACACUGAGUAGUGCUUUGCUGUGGAGGUGUGUGUGUCAGUGGGACCAUUGGCCCGCUGCUUCCUUCGUCUUCUCUCCCAGCCACGUGGCUGCAGCAGAGCAGUGGCCCCUGUAGGGAGGUCAGAUACUGAGCCUAGAAUGGAAGUUUCCUCAGGAGAGCCCAGACCUGGACCUGGGAUGGGAAUAUUAGAGCUGGAAGUGCCUCUCUGGGGCCCCCACGAGGGCAGCUACUUGCUGAGACCCACCGCAUUCUCCGAGUUCUGUCCCCAGGGACCAGCUUCCAGGGACCAGGGAGACUGAUUCCUCCUUUUACUUCCGCCCCUUUUGGGGCGAAAUAAGGGAGGUGUGGCCCUGGAGUGUGCUUUCAGAUUUAGUCUGCACUCCCAAGAAAAGCCUGGGGUCUCAUGCUUUCCAUCUCCUUCUCCUUCCCCAGAGUCGUUACCAUUAUCCCAAAGAAGGACCCCCAGGAGGAUGAGAGUAUUAUUGCUGUACAUCUAAAGUCAAGGUUUCAGGGAUCUGUGUCAUUCAGGGACGUGGCCAUCAGCUUCUCCCAGGAAGAGUGGGCGUGUCUGGACCCUGCUCAGAGGGCUUUGUACAGGGACGUGAUGUUGGAGAACUAUAGCCACCUGCUCUCACUGGGAAGGUCCAUUUCUAAGCCAGAUGUGAUUACCUUACUGGAGCAAGACAAAGAGCCUUGGGUGGUUGUGAGGAAAGAAACAAGUGGAUGGUACCCAGAUUUGGAGUCAAAUUAUGGAGCUAAGAAGUUAUCUCCAGAAAAUGAUAUUUACGAAAUAAAUUUGCCCAAACAGAGUAUAACGCAAAUAAGUAAAACUCCUGGCCUCAAGGCCUCCAAUUGUAGAAAUGACUCAAAAUGCAGAAAUAGAUUUAGGGGACGACAGAGACAUCAAGAGGGGUAUAUCAGUCAAAAGAUAAUAAGCUAUGAAAAAAUGCAUACUUAUACUCAUCAUAUUUCUCUUAUUCACAAUACAGAUAAGCCAUAUGAAUGUAAGGAGUGUGGGAAGUACUUUAGUCGUGGUUCAAAUCUUAUUCAGCAUCAGAGUAUUCAUACGGGAGAGAAACCCUACAAAUGUAAGGAAUGUGGGAAGGCCUUUAGACUUCUUAUCCAGCUUACUCGCCAUCAGAAAUUUCAUAGUGGUGAAAAACCCUUUAAAUGUAAGCAAUGUGGGAAAGCUUUUAGUUUUCCCACCCAGCUCAAUCGCCAUGAGAACAUUCAUACAGGUGAGAAACCAUUUGAGUGUAAGGAAUGCGGUAAGUCCUUUAAUCGUAGCUCAAACCUUGUUCAACAUCAGAGUAUUCAUACGGGUGCAAAACCCUAUGAAUGUAAAGAGUGUGGGAAAGGCUUUAAUCGUGGUUCAAACCUUAUUCAGCACCAGAAAAUUCAUUCUAGUGAGAAACCCUUUGAAUGUAAAGAAUGUGGGAAGGCCUUUUGUCUUCCAGUAGAGCUUGCUAGACAUCAGAACAUUCAUACUGGUGAGAAACCAUUUACAUGUAAGGAAUGUGGCAAGGCCUUCAGUCGUGGCUCGAAUCUUGUCCAACAUCAGAGUAUUCAUACUGGUGAGAAACCCUACGGAUGUAAGGAGUGUGGAAAGGCUUUUAGACUUCACCUACAACUUUCUCGACAUCAGAAAACGCAUACUGGUGAAAAACCAUUUGAAUGUAAAGAAUGCGGGACAGCCUUCCAAUAUCAGUACCAACUUAUUGAGCAUCAGCGAAUUCACACAGGUGUGAAACCUUAUGAAUGUAAGGAAUGUGGGAAAUUGUUUCGUCGUGGUUCAAACCUCAUUCAACAUCGGAGUGUUCAUACUGGAAAGAAACCUUUUGAAUGUAAGGAGUGUGGGAAGGCCUUUAGACUCCAUAUACAACUUACUCGACAUGAGAAAUUUCAUACCGGUGAGAAGCCCUUUGAAUGUGGAAAAUGUGGAAAAGCCUUUAGUCUCCUCACCCAGCUUCAUCGCCAUGAGAACAUUCAUACAGGUGAGAAACCAUUUGAAUGUAAAGAAUGUGGAAAGUCCUUUAAUCGUGUCUCAAACCUUGUUCAACAUCAGAGUAUUCAUGCUGGCGUGAAACCCUAUGAAUGUAAAGAGUGUGGGAAGGGCUUUAAUCGUGGUUCAAACCUUAUUCAGCAUCAGAAAAUUCAUUCUAGUGAGAAACCCUUUGAGUGUAAGGAGUGCGGGAAGGCCUUUAGGUAUCAUUACCGACUUAUUGAACAUCAUAGAAUGCAUACUGGGGAGAAACCCUUUGAAUGUAAAGAAUGUGGGAAGGCCUUUACUCUUCUGACACAGCUUACUCGACAUCGGAACAUUCACACUGGUGAGAAACCAUUUAAAUGUAAGGAAUGUGGCAAGGCCUUCAAUCGUGGUUCAAAUCUUGUUCAACAUCAGAGUAUUCAUACUGGCGAGAAACCCUACGGAUGCAAGGAGUGUGGAAAGGCUUUUAGACUUCACCUACAACUUUCUCGACAUCAGAAAACGCACACUGGUGAGAAACCGUUUGAAUGUAAGGAAUGUGGGGCAGCCUUUAGACAUCAGUGCCAAGUUAUUGAACAUCAGCGAAUUCAUACAGGUGUGAAACCCUAUGAAUGUAAGGAAUGUGCAAAGAGCUUUAGUCGUGGUACAGACCUUAGAGUACAUCAGAGAAUUCACACUGGUGAGAAACCCUUUGAAUGUAAGGAAUGUGGGAAGGCCUUUCGACAUCAUUAUCAGUUUCUUGGACAUUCCAGAAUUCAUACUGGUGAGAACCCCUAUGAAUGUAAGGAAUGUGGGAAAUGCUUUAUUUGCAGUAGUGAACUUAGAGUACAUCAGAGAAUUCAUACUGGUGAGAAACCAUAUCAGUGUAAGGAAUGUGGGAAGGCCUUCAGUCGUAGCUCAAACCUUAUUCAACAUGUUAAAAUUCAUACUGGUGAGAAGCCCUAUGAAUGUAAGGACUGUGAAAAGGCCUUUAGCAAUAAUUAUGAACUUACUGUACAUCAGAGAACUCAUACUGGUGAGAAACCUUAUGAAUGUAAGGAAUGUGGGAAAACUUUUAGACUUAGUUCAGUCUUUACUGCCCAUCAGAGAAUUCAUACAGGUAUGAAACCCUAUGAAUGUAAAGAAUGUGGAAAGAGCUUUAGUUGUAGCUCAAACCUUAUUCAACAUGAGAGGAUUCAUACUGGUGAAAAACCUUAUGAAUGUAAGGAAUGUGGGAAGGCCUUUAGACUUAGGUCAGUGUUUAUUGCCCAUCAGAGAAUUCAUACAGGUCUGAAACCCUAUGAGUGUAAAGAAUGUGGGAAAGCCUUCACUGUGACUGGUCAGCUGACCCGACAUCAGAAAAUUCAUAAUCGUCAGAAGUCCUAUGAAUAUAAGGAAUGCGGGGGAAAAACCUUCCCUGGUUAUGAACAGCUUACUCAUCAUCAGAGAGUUCACAGUGGCAAGAAACCCUAUGAUAUAAAAGAAUGUGGGAAGACCUUCCAUCAUGGACUGAGAUUUGCUCAACAGCACAGUAUUCCUACUGGUGAGGAACUCCUUGAGUAUAAGUAAUGUGGAAGGAUUGACAGUCACAGCAAACACUUUAGAGUAGAGAAGACAUUCUGAUGAGGGAGUCUUUAAAUGUAAGAAAUACAGGGUGGCCGUCGUGUUCAUUGUUUACUAAUCAUGAAAGAUAUUUUACUACGUAUGUUAAUUUCAUGCAUUUAGAAAAGCCUUCAAACUCCAACUGGAGAAAAACUAUCCUUGGAACAAAUAUAAGCUACAUCUACCUGAGGCAUGUGCUUUAUUGCUAUUUCACUACCUAUGUGACAGACUAGGUGCCUCGCCUCUUUUUGCAUCAUUUAUAAAUGGCAAUGGUAGUGAGUACUAGUGCAAUUAUAGGAAUAAAUGUGUUACAGUACACAGAAAAUCCUUGAAAAAGUAUUUGGCACAUGCUUGUGCUCAUAAAGGAUAGCUUUUACAUUGUUCCAUUAGCAUUACUGUUACUGAGGACAGGAAAAGUGUAUUAUUGUGAAUCAUUUAGAAAAAUCUCAUCCAUUCACUAUUAAGUUUUAAAUAACUUCCGUAUAAAAUUUCAUGGGAGGUAAAGAACACGUGAGGAUUUUCAUUAAGAGCUCAUCCCUUAAGUUACAUCAGAAAGUUAAUUUUGGAAAGAAACCCUAUGGAUUUCGUGCGUGAGGAGAUAUUGAGAAAACAGCUGUUGAAGACUCAGGGAGAGUUUUUGAAGUGACUUGUCUAUAAAAGGCAACAGGCAGAAAAUGUAUAAUUUAUAUUCUCUGUCCAGAAGUUAAGAUAAAUUAAAUAUUAGUGAAAGAAUAGCAAACUAAAAGCUAUCCAUUUAUGUUAUCCAACUCUUUAUCAUGAAAAUUGCCACACAUAUGAAAAAGUUGAAAGAAUAAACACCCAUAUACCCCUUCUAGAUUCAGAGUUGUUAACAAUUUGACAUUUGUUUUUCUGUAUAUUUUAUGUUGUGCCAUUGAGAAUAUGUUUUAGACAUCAUGUACUUUACCCCUUAUUACAUCAGUAUGUAUCUCCCAAACAUAAAGACAAUCUCAUAUAUAGCCAUAGUACCAUAAUUACCCUUAAGGAAUUUAUCCAUAAUUCCAUAUUACCUAUCUUCAUUGGCCUCUAAAAUGCCUUUUUUAGGAGUUCAUCUUCUGAAUAGCAUGCAUUCCAGAUUAUGUAUUAUAUUUGGUUUUAAGCUCUCUUUAGUCUUUUUUAGUCUAGGAUAGUAACUCAAAUUUUCUGGAGUACCAGAAUCAUCUGUGACUCCUAGUAAAAAUACAGAGGUCCAGGCCCACUGAGCCUCUGUAUCUUUACUAGUUCUGCAGGGGAUUUUGGUAUGUGCUACAGAGAGUCACUGGUCUAGAAACUUUCUCCUUAAUUUUUAAAAAAAUUUUUUAGAAUGUUGACUUCAUGAGAAGUCCAGGAAAAUUGCCAUGUGUUUAGAUUUUCUGUUUCUAUAUGUCAUUUAGCUUUGUUCUGGCUUUUGUAUUUUCUGUACAAAGGAAAUUGGGUCUAGAGGCUGCAUUAGGUUCAGAUUAAAUGUUUUGAGGGGAAAAUACUUGGUAGGUUAUGUCUGUAUGUCGUAUUGCAACAUGUCAGAAAACAUGUAAGGACAGGUCAUUACUUUGUUAGUAAAACUAAAUUUGAUCAUUCGGGUAACAUGGUACCAGAUCUCCAUUGUAAAGAUCUUUGGAGAGACUGUCACCUCUUUGGAAAUUUAUACUCAUGUAUUUAAAUCCUAAAUCAAAUAGAAAAUAAAAAAUGAAAAUAGACAGUUCAGGAAUGAAUUGCAUUAAAAUGCAAACAUGAUUGAACUUGUAGAAUGUGCCUGAAGCUAUACUCUGUACAAAAUUAAUACUCUUCAGUGUAUACAAGGUUAUUUUGACCAGAACCUUAUUUUGUUGUUGUUCAGCACUUUAUCCCCAGCACCUUUAUUGCAUCUGGUACAUGAGAAAUUGAUAAACUUUGGGGGGGGGGGGAAUUGAGCCUGCAACUCAAGAAGCUGUAAAACAAGAGAAUAAACCUUAAGCCAAUACAAGGAAGCAACACUAAAAAUGGGAAUUAACAGUUGGGGAACAGAUUUCAUUUUUUACUUUUUUUUUUAAUUUUAUUUUUUAUUUUUUAAAAUCUAUAUCCAAAUUAGUUAGCAUAGAGUGAAACAAGGAUUUCAGGAGUAUAUUCCUUAAUGCCUCUUAGCCAUUUAGCCCAUCCCCCCUCCCAGAACCCCUCCAGCAACCCUCAGUUUGUUCUCCAUAUUUAUGAGUCUCUUCUGUUUUGUCCCUGUCCCUGUUUUUAUAUUAUUUUUGUUUCCAUUCCCUU
Panthera uncia (snow leopard) is the source of this 6209-nucleotide messenger RNA. RefSeq names its product zinc finger protein 780A-like. Gene Ontology annotation, cellular component: nucleus. Gene Ontology annotation, biological process: regulation of transcription by RNA polymerase II. Gene Ontology annotation, molecular function: DNA-binding transcription factor activity, RNA polymerase II-specific; RNA polymerase II transcription regulatory region sequence-specific DNA binding. The record is from RefSeq and is a predicted model, not a curated record. NCBI's taxonomy places the organism in Eukaryota, Metazoa, Chordata, Mammalia, Carnivora, Felidae.